Arvicanthis niloticus (Nile rat) is the source of this 3169-nucleotide messenger RNA. RefSeq names its product DENN domain containing 6B (gene Dennd6b). Lineage: Eukaryota; Metazoa; Chordata; Mammalia; Rodentia; Muridae. The record is from RefSeq and is a predicted model, not a curated record. Gene Ontology annotation, cellular component: recycling endosome. Gene Ontology annotation, molecular function: guanyl-nucleotide exchange factor activity.
UUGUUCUGUAGACCAGGCUAACCUGCCUUUGCCUCCAGAGUGCUGGGACUAAAGUCGUGCACCACCACAAACCACCCGUGGCUUUCACACUUUAAAAAAAGCAUUUUGAGGUUUGUCUGUCACUAGCUUGGGCGGCUUGUCCAGCAUGAAAGCUGUCUAUGACAAGCGAUGACACGCAAAAUAAACAUUAUGCUCACAACCCUCGGCCCGGUUGGAUACCCCUGGGGUGUGCCCAAUACAAUCCUAUAUGUGGCCCAGACACCCCGGUAGACACCACUACACGCCCAAAGUCCCUCAGAAACCAUACACGGGGCAGGGAUGAUAUCAGGAACCGCCCUUUCUCUCCUGCAGAUGCAGGGCCGCACUAUCCCCCUACUGGCCGACCCGGGUCAAGCAAUCGCCUUCAUCGGGAAGCGCCUCCAUCUCUAGACCCCUCUAACCGGCUGGGGCCUUUCUCGCUGGUACGUUAGGCGACACCCCAGGGCGGACGCUUCUCUAGCGCCAGGGGGCGCGCGGCUGUUCAGGGGCCCUUCUGGCCUGCGGCGGCAGCUCGACUGCUCCGAGGCGGCCCAGGUGAACCUUUGCGUUUCUCUGCAACGUGCGGGGUACCGCUGGAGCUGCUACCAUGGAGGUGCCGGUGGGCCCCGGGCCCCGGCAAGCUGGCGGAGGACUAGGCGCGACAAGAUCCACGUCCUCCGGCCGCGCGGCGCGGACCGGGACCGCGGAGAUCCCCUGGGCGCGCUUCUCUGCCUGGCUGGAGUGCGUGUGCGUGGUCACCUUCGAUCUGGAGUUGGGCCAGGCGCUAGAGCUAGUCUACCCAACUGACUUCCGGCUCACAGACAAGGAGAAAAGCAGCAUCUGCUACCUGGCGUUUCCAGACUCCCACUCAGGGUGCCUGGGAGACACUCAGUUCAGUUUCCGUAUGCGUCAGUGUGGGGGACAAAGGAGCCUCUGGCAUGUUGACGAUAGUUCCUAUAACAACAAGGCCCCCUUGGCAUUGCAGAGGGAGCCAGCGCACUACCUGGGCUAUGUGUACUUCAGACAGGUGAGGGACAGCUCUGUGAAGAGGGGCUACUUCCAGAAGUCAUUAGUGCUGGUCUCCCGCCUGCCUUUCGUCCGGCUGUUUCAGUCACUCCUAAGCCUGAUUGCCCCUGAAUACUUUGAGAAGCUGGCACCCUGCCUGGAAGCAGUUUGUAAUGAGAUUGACCAAUGGCCAGCCCCGGUGCCUGGGCAGACCCUGAACCUACCUAUCAUGGGAGUCGUCAUUCAGGUGCGCAUCCCAUCCAGGGUAGACAAGCUGGAAUCCCCUCCAAAGCAGUGUGACCAAGAGAACCUGCUGCCUGCUCCAGUUGUCCUCGCUAGUGUCCAUGAGUUGGAUCUGUUUAGGUGCUUCCGACCAGUGCUAACCCACGUGCAGACCCUGUGGGAGCUCAUGCUUCUUGGGGAGCCCCUAGUGGUCCUGGCACCCUCACCUGAUGUGUCUUCAGAGCUGGUACUAGCCCUAACCAGCUGCCUCCAGCCCCUGAAGUUCUGCUGUGACUUCCGUCCCUACUUCACCAUCCACGACAGUGAGUUCAAGGAGCUCACAACUCGAACCCAGGCUCCACCAAACGUGGUCCUGGGAGUCACAAACCCUUUCUUUAUCAAAACACUCCAGCACUGGCCUCAUGUCCUACGAAUUGGGGAGCCCAAGAUGUCAGGGGACCUACCUAAGCAGGUCAAGCUUAAAAAACCCUCACGGCUGAAGACCCUUGACACCAAGCCAGGCCUCUACACCUCGUAUACUGCCCACCUCCACCGGGACAAAGCACUGCUUAAACGACUGCUCAAGGGCAUACAGAAGAAGCGGCCAUGGGAUGUGCAAAGUGCCCUGCUGAGGCGGCACCUGCUAGAGCUCACACAGAGUUUCAUCAUCCCUCUGGAGCACUACAUGGCCAGCCUCAUGCCACUACAGAAGAACAUCACACCCUGGAAGAGCCCCCCCCAGAUACGCCCCUUCCGCCAGGACGAUUUCCUAAGAAGCCUGGAGCAUGCAGGACCCCAGCUCACCUGCAUCCUCAAGGGCGACUGGCUGGGCCUCUACAGACGGUUUUUCAAGUCCCCCCAUUUUGAUGGCUGGUAUCGGCAACGACACAAAGAGAUGGCCCAGAAGCUGGAGGUUCUGCACCUGGAAGCUAUUUGUGAGGCGAACAUCGAAGCUUGGAUGAAGGACAAGUCGGAGGUGGAAGUGGUCGACCUGGUCCUGAAACUUCGGGAGAAGCUGGUACGGGCACAGAGCCACCAGCUCCCUGUGAAGGAGGUGACACUGCAACAGGCUCAGCUGUACAUUGAUACAGUUAUUGGCUCCCUGCCCAAGGACCUGCAAGCAGUCCUGUGCCCUCCUUAGGACAGGGCCAACUUGUGUGGUCCUGGGGGCCUAAGUCUGCCAAGUUCCCUCUCCCUUGAAAGGCAGGCCUCCACCAAGCUGGGGCUCCCAGCCUUGAGCUCCUACCUCGGCUUCAGCCCCCUCCCAGAACCACCCUUGUCCCAGCAGUAAAAUGACAUUUGGAAUGACAGUCUGGUCCCUGACUAUUGAGGGAUUCUGUGCUGGCACUGCCUCACUUCUUCCUGGGCCCCACCUGUCCUCCACAGCUGGAGAUGGGAGUGGUCUAGUGGCCCUCACUGAUGUAGGUGCCUUCACCACCUGCCCCCUCCUGACUCCCAUCUGCCCACACUCCAGGAUGCCUUGUGUUGGGGGUCCUUUAGCCCAGCAGGCUUCCCAGCUCAGAGAAGAGGGAAGCAGCUGCCAGGGUCAGCUCCUUUCCUUUACACACGACUCGUUCUGGGGAGGGACGGGUGCUUUGCUUGGGAAGCUACUUGAGAGGGCAGAAGUUCUUUGUCCUGUGAGGACCUAAAUCUCCUUCCUGCUGUGACUGGUCAGGAUGAGAGAGUAGUGAGGGAUGGUGUGAGGCCUGGCACCCCACUUGCAAAAGCCAGCUCAGGCUGUUCUUUGAGGUCCCCAGCACAAUCCUUUUUCCCUUUCUUGGAACACCCCCUGAACACCUGCUCCAUGAAUUUCACCCAGGCUGCCAAGGGAUACUCCAGCUUUUCCUCCUGUGUCUGCCCCUCCCCCUGAAGCUUGAGAGGCUUUGGGCUGUAGCCUGAUGCUAUAUGGUCUCGGUCUCUCUCU